This is a messenger RNA of Pleurotus ostreatus (oyster mushroom), 2106 nucleotides long. RefSeq names its product tryptophan synthetase (gene TRP5). Gene Ontology annotation, cellular component: cytoplasm. Gene Ontology annotation, biological process: L-tryptophan biosynthetic process. Gene Ontology annotation, molecular function: tryptophan synthase activity. Bases 1 to 2106 code for a protein of 701 amino acids. The transcript is spliced from 12 exons. Lineage: Eukaryota; Fungi; Basidiomycota; Agaricomycetes; Agaricales; Pleurotaceae. The record is from RefSeq and is a predicted model, not a curated record.
AUGGAUGCCAUCAAGCAAGUCUUCAAGGCAAAGCACGAUGAAGGCGUCCCAGCGUUGGUGACUUUCGUCACCGCUGGCUAUCCCACGAAGGAGGCCACCGUCCCCAUCAUGCUCGCUAUGCAGAGAGGUGGUGCAGAUAUCAUCGAGCUGGGGGUCCCCUUCUCAGAUCCUAUUGCCGAUGGUCCUGCGAUUCAGGAGUCCAACACCAUUGCAUUAAAAAACGAUAUAGACUAUGUGACAGUGCUGGGACAACUGCGAGAAGCCCGUAAUCAAGGUCUGACCGCUCCAGUCUUACUGAUGGGUUACUAUAACCCUUUGCUUGCUUACGGGGAGGACAAGGCCAUUCAAGAUGCGCGCGAAGCGGGUGCAAAUGGCUUUCUAAUGGUUGACCUUCCUCCGGAAGAAGCCCUUAGCUUCAGAGAGAAAUGUGCUAAAUCAAAUCUCACAUACGUCCCGUUGAUCGCCCCUUCAACAACUCUCUCUCGCAUCGAGUUCCUUGUUUCAAUUGCAGACACCUUUGUUUAUGUCGUUUCAAAGAUGGGAGUAACCGGCUCUUCAGACAAGGUUGCGAUAAACACUUAUCUACCAAACAUCAUCGCUCGGGUUCGGCAAUAUACCUCCGUGCCCAUAUCUGUUGGUUUUGGGGUUGCAAACCGGGACCACUUCAAUUUCGUCGGUGAUUCGGGUGCCGAUGGCGUAGUGAUCGGGAGCAAACUCGUUAGUCUCGUCAAGAGCACACCCUUGGGAGAGGUUCCCGCUAAAGUCGAAGAAUAUUGUCGCUCGAUCACCCAAGGGGAGAGCACCCCUCGAGCGCGUGCGCCCUUGGCUGAAGAAGCUCGUCUCACCUCACCUGAAGUCAAUGCCAAUCGCGACACUACGGCCAAGACCUCAGUAUCAGAGAACGUUCUCCCACCAAGGUUCGGUCAAUUCGGAGGUCAAUACGUCCCAGAAUCGCUUGUCGACUGUCUGGCCGAAUUGGAGGAAGCCCACAAAACUGCCAUGGCCGAUCCAGAGUUCUGGAAAGAGUUCCAAAGCCAUUACGGCUACAUGAACCGCCCGUCUGGUAUCUAUCUUGCGGAAAACCUUACAAAACAUGCAGGUGGUGCUAAAAUCUGGCUUAAACGCGAAGAUCUAAACCAUACUGGUUCACACAAAAUAAACAACGCCAUUGGUCAGAUAUUACUUGCUCGCCGGCUAGGGAAGAAGCGAAUUAUUGCCGAGACUGGUGCUGGACAGCAUGGGGUGGCGACGGCUACAGUUUGUGCCAAGUUCGGCCUUGAGUGUAUAAUCUACAUGGGUGCGGAGGACGUGAGACGCCAGGCUCUGAACGUUUUCCGAAUCCGCAUGCUUGGUGGGAAGGUUAUACCGGUGCAUUCUGGAUCAUGCACUCUCAAAGAUGCUGUCAACGAAGCUAUGAGGGAUUGGGUUACCAACCUCUCCACUACGCAUUAUCUUGUAGGGUCGGCCAUUGGACCCCAUCCGUUCCCAACCAUCGUGCGAGACUUCCAGAAAAUCAUAGGGCAGGAAAUCAAGCAACAGAUGAAAGAGGCCAGAGGCAAGCUUCCUGAAGUCGUUGUGGCUUGCGUAGGUGGCGGAAGUAAUGCAAUCGGGACAUUCUACGAUUUCAUUCCGGACACCUCUGUUCGCCUUGUAGGCGUCGAAGCUGGCGGAGAGGGUCUUGAUGGAGAUCGCCACAGUGCGACGCUUUCCAAGGGCAACCCUGGAGUCCUACACGGCGUGCGAACGUACAUUCUACAGUCAUCCGCUGGUCAGAUAAUAGAGACCCACUCCAUCAGCGCUGGUCUUGACUAUCCUGGCGUUGGACCUGAACACGCCUGGCUGAAGGACUCUGGUCGUGCAGAGUACGUCGUCGCCACGGAUGAAGAGGCGUUGAGGGGUUUCCGCAUGUUGACACAGAUGGAAGGUAUUAUCCCCGCACUGGAAUCCUCCCAUGCCAUCUGGGAGGGCGUUCGCCUUGCUGGCACGUUGCCCAAGGAAUCAGAUAUCGUCAUUUGCCUGUCAGGUCGUGGCGACAAAGAUGUUGAACAAAUAUCAGAACUCUUGCCUAAGUGGGCUGACAAGCUCGACUGGCACGUCAGCGAGUAA